AUGUUUGAUAAAUAUGAUGUUCAAAAACGUAAUAAUUCGCGAUUAAUAAUCAUGGAUCAUCAAUUUGCUCGAACACUUUGGCGACGUCUAAAAUUUAGUAACAAAAUAACUCAAUUAGUUUCUAAUAGGAAACCAUUAGGAUUCAAUGUACAAGGCGAUUGGGAGAUGAGUGGUGUGAAUGAAGCCAUGCGAUUAAAUAAAUACCGUCAUGAUGAAUAUUUUUCACCUCAUAAAGAUGCACAGUAUGCUCCAAAUGGUGAUGAACGAUCAUUAUUGAGUUUAGUGAUAUAUUUGAAUGACAAUUAUGAAAAAGGUGAGACAAAAUUUUAUUUUCCCAAAGCAGCACCGAAAUUCAAUACAAAAGGAUUAACAAUUGAGGAAGAAAUUCAAGCUUACAGUGGAUUGGAAAAUGGAUAUGAAUGCGUGACAAUUAAACCAAAGAAAGGUUACGCUGUUCUUUUUACCCAUAAUCUAUUACACGCAGCCAUGGCACCGCAUAUGGAGAAUUCUCUCAAUGUGACAGAACGGAUAGUUUUAAGAACUGACGUACUCGUACAACGAAUAGGAAAACCACUCGGAUUUGCUAUUUGUCCAGAAGAACAAGAAGAUUAUCUAGCUUGUCUGAAUUUUUUUCGUGAAGCUCAACAAAAUGAAUUGAAACUAUAUAAAAAUUUUGGUGAGUUCGUUAAAACAAGUGAAAUUGGUGAGUUAUACGAACGUUCAUUAUCGAUUCGAUAUAGUUAUCCGCGACUACUCGAGCUCAAAUUAAAAGCACAGAUUAUCUAUCAAGAUGACGAAAAACCAUUGAUUGACAAGUUUCCUUCUGAGAUAUGGCUUCACAUUUUCAAAUAUUUGCAUGAACAAGAUGUGCAACAUCUAAUAUUUGCAUUUCCACAAUUUCAACUAUUGAAAAUUACUUGGGAUGCUCAAGAGAUGAAAAAUUUCGAAGCGGAUAACUGCCGCCAAAAAUUCAUUCCAACCAUUCAUACUAAGUAUGGUAGUCGAACUCUAUUUCGAUUUUCUGAUAGCGACUUUUUCUAUAAGCAUCUCGAAGGAUGUUGUCGCGUAGCCGCCGUCUAUGCAUUCUUCCUGUUGGGACAUCGUGACGAUUCAACCACGUACACUAUUCGAUAUAACAGAAAUACACAGGAAGUAAGUGAAGUCAAGAUGGAGAAAAUAUUGGCAGAUGCAUUUUAUAAUCGUAAUUGUUAUGGUUCGAUCUAUCGAGUGGCACAAAAGAACGAGUUAAAACGACAACCAAAUAUUGACUUAGAUUAUAGUGUUGAUCGUACCUAUAUGACCAACCGUCAUCAAUCUCAAUUUAUUGGACAAGAUUUUUUAUCACGGUUUCAUUUCGAAAUGCAUAUCUCUGAUUCGUCAAAUUCUGAAAGAAGUGAUUCUUAUGCAAGUGAUGAGUUAGAUAAAUCUGACAUCUUAACUUAUCAGAGAAAUCAUGCUUUGUACGAUCGAGAGAAUCGGUUGGUAGAUCAAUAUUCGGCUAUCGAAGAUGACAUUUACACUUGGAUGGAUAUGACAGCAUGUUCAAAAGAUGACAUGAUGGGCUAUUGUGAAAACUUAUUAAAACAGACACAGCAAAACUCGGGUACAAGUCUCUUACGAAUUUUAUUAGCGAAAGACCAUGUCAUUGAUAAAAUUUGUAGCUGUUCAUUAGGUAGUCGUCCAAGUAUGGACGAAGUCAAGGAUUUGAUUGUCUGCUACAAUCACUUGAUAUUCGAUUUUGAUACGCAUCGUUUAACUGUUGAACAACUGCCAGAUGGGAAACUGAAUACUACUGACCGUGAUUCGCUUUUAUACAAUUGUAUUAGAACUCUUCAACGUUCAGUGGCACGAGAAAAUCCUAUUACAUGGUAUCGUGUCAAUAUCGAAAAAUUGGCACAGGCAACACAAGGAUUUAAUCAUGCAUCCUGUCAAUGUUCGUAUCCAGAAGUCAAAAUUGAUCAAUUUUCAUUUCUCGAUUAUACAUAUUUGUCUCAUGUACACUUAGCUGUUGGUCGGAACAAAAAUCAUGUGUUUGUUUUAGCCACUUAUGGUGGUGUUGCUGCACUAUAG
This is a messenger RNA of Rotaria sp. Silwood1, 2070 nucleotides long. The record is from the annotation of a GenBank genome assembly. Lineage: Eukaryota; Metazoa; Rotifera; Eurotatoria; Philodinida; Philodinidae.